Molecule: messenger RNA, 1232 nt
Organism: Stylophora pistillata
Lineage: Eukaryota; Metazoa; Cnidaria; Anthozoa; Scleractinia; Pocilloporidae
Product: sushi, von Willebrand factor type A, EGF and pentraxin domain-containing protein 1
Source: RefSeq, a predicted model, not a curated record
UCUGUUAGCAUGUGCAGCUUUAGCGUUUCAAUGGGGAGUUUCAACAGUCAGAGGUGAUUGCCCCAAGUUACCUUCCUUCCAGUUCACCCGGCCCACUUUCGAUUGGUGUACAAAACACUCAUCAUACGUCAAUGAAACCUGCAAUUUUGGUUGCGUAUAUGGGUACGCUUUAGAACAAGAUCGAGACUCUGUAUCUUUCCAGUUCGUAUGCCAACCUAAUGGAACUUGGAGUGGAAAAGCCCACAAAUGUGUGGAUAUACGUCGUCCAGAUAUGAACUGUCCUAGUGACAUAACAGUUAUUGCUAAGCCGGGUAGACCUUCAGAGGUGGUGUCCUGGAAAAUAGAGGUCGACGACAAUUCAAUUCCGGUUGAUCCUGAAGCCAAAGUCACAGUUCACUCCAGUCACGUGUCUCCUCAUAACUUUACGAUUGGUCGACAUUACGUUCAAACCACUGCCGCUGACAACAGAGGAAACAAAGCAGAAUGCUGGUUUCUAGUCAUUGUCAGAGAUCUAGAACCACCGACUUGUAGUUUCUGCCCGAGCGACAUUGUGAAAGAAGCCAACAGUCUUAAAGAAAGAGUGACUUGGAAGUUACCAAUCUGUUCAGACAAUUCUCACCUGCCUCCAAUCAUUCGGUCUAACCGACAGAAUGGAGACAUCUUUGGGGCUCCAGGAAAAUAUAAGAUCCAGUACACAGUGAAGGAUUUCGACUUCAAAGAACCAAACAUUUACACUGGAUGCUCUUUUAUGAUAACCUUAAAGAGAGCAAAAUGUCCUAAGUAUCCUCCCCCGAAGAAUGGUGCUCUUGUUUGUUUGAACCAUGCCGAUGACGGUUCGCAGAUAUUCUGUCAAGUUGCUUGUAAACAUGGAACCGAUUUCGUGACUAACCCUUCCGUUUUAUACGCAUGUCCCGCUAGUGGAGAAUGGCUACCUUUGGCUUAUCUUCCCAACACGAGCGGAAAACUACCGUGGCCAGAUUGUGCGAUGGGAGCUGGCCCUUCAACGAUGAAGACAUUUAGAGGUGGAAUAUCAGAGUUUUUUUAUAAUGCAAAUCAAAAGCCAUCUGAAGUUGAAAGGGAACUGAAAGACAACUUUUUAAAGUUGGCUCAAGGCAAAUUAGUUUCCCCAUUUCUUUGCAAGAUGAAGAAUUACUGUAAGUCGGAAAAUGUUCGCGUAUACGUAUGACAUUAGUCUCUAAGUAACAUAAGAGCAGCUGCGUGGUCUGUCGGCA